AUGUCCAAUCCCCAGAUAUCUCCCAUUUGGAAGCCUCUCCAUGGUCCAACUUCUAUACGAUUACUCACCUUGUAUCCUGGAAGAUUCCAAGAUCAUGUUGAAGCUUCACUCGAAGAAUACGAUCUCAGGAAGGACCCGUACUAUGAGGCUAUCUCAUACUACUGGGGCCGUCAGAUGCCUGAAUACAACAUUACUGUAAAUGGACAAGUUCUCCAAGUCAGGAAGAAUCUAUACGACUUCUUGCGAAAGCUUCGCUCCGGGUCUCAAAACCGGAUCCUCUGGGUCGACGCCAUUUGUAUUUCACAAAUGGACCUGGAAGAAAAAUCACAACAAGUACGAAAUAUUCACCACGUUUUCCUCCAAGCCUCCUGCGUCCAUGCUUGGUUAGGAGAGCACCAAAACUCGAGCGAGGUUUUAUUCGACCCCCAAGAAGACGACUGGCAACCCCAUGAAGGACUAUUUCGUAAAGCAUGGAGACUGACCUUUUCACCUACGCCACUGCGGAAAUUGUACGAUGCCAGACGGAGAAGAGCGAGAAUUUGGAUCGCGUUCUUUGAACGACCUUAUUUCAGCAGACGCUGGAUUGUCCAGGAGUUGGUCCUGGCACGGUCUAUUAUGGUGCAUUGCGGAACGGACGAAAGGUCUUGGGACGAAUUAAUUGGAUCAAGAGUUAACCACCAAAACUUCAAUGGUAUUAAUUUCGGCAUCUCUGGUGAUAUUUAUAAUCCUGCCAACAAACCCUUUCGAAAAGCGACGAACAACAUUCGGAUGCUGCUAAUGUUACGCGGGGAAGCUCGAACGCAAAAAUUCGAGCGAGACAUCUUUACACUAAUCAACAUGUUCUCUCACACGAAAUGCGAGGAUCCGCUUGACCAGGUAUAUGCACUGCUCUCCCUUGAUGACAGCUCAAUGUCUUCACAGCAAGAUAUGCAGCACUACACUGCCAAACGGACCGGUGUCAUUUUUCCAGAUUAUCAGAAGGAUAUGGCCGAUCUCUUCAUCACAGUAUUCACUAAGCGGAACUGCACCGAUCCCAUCCAGCUCGAACCUUCACUCGUGAACACCGAGAACGCAAGGCGGAGAAGCCAAAUAUCCGGGAGGGUCCGGUGGAACGUAGAUCAAGUUCUUGUCGAGCUCGGCAGUCAAAGAGCGCUCACGGCUUAUCAUCUACUGGCAGACCUGCAUUUAGAUGAGUUCGAAAUGAAAAUCGUACAAGAGCGCUUUCGUGAAGCCGCGUUGAAGGAUCAUACAGGUCGACUGACCGCUGCAUUAUCUGACACGGAGAAAGCAAUCCGGUUUAUCAAUCGACAAAGGGCUUCGUACCAGAUAUAG
This is a messenger RNA of Cladophialophora psammophila CBS 110553, 1332 nucleotides long. RefSeq lists its product as uncharacterized. The transcript is spliced from 2 exons. NCBI's taxonomy places the organism in Eukaryota, Fungi, Ascomycota, Eurotiomycetes, Chaetothyriales, Herpotrichiellaceae. The record is from RefSeq and is a predicted model, not a curated record. The coding region runs from base 1 to 1332 and encodes 443 amino acids.